AAAGCGAGUGUGAGCAGUCACACACAUGGCCAUAUUUGGCAACGCUCGCGUUUUGUAACACUGUGAAUGGUGUGGUUUUUUUCGUAGUAAGGAACUGCAGAUGCUGCUUUAAACCGGAGACAGACACAAAAUGCUGGAGUAACUCAGCGGGUCGGGCAGCAUCUGUGGAGGGAAGGAAUGGGUGACGUUUCGGGUGGAGACCCUUCUGCAGGCUGGUGUGUUUUUUAGCAGGGUGGGAGCAAUGGAAAGACUACAUUUGGGGCGUUUGCAGAGGGAGGGGGAGAUGGCGGGGCGCCUGCUGGUCGCAGUGAGAGCUGCUGCGGCGAAGCUUGUUUGUGGGGAAAAGGGGAUUUCCAGCGGCGGAGGAGUGAUAUUGACUGAAGGGGCUUUCCAGUUGUCAGCCAGGAUCGCAGGGAGACAGAGAGACACAGAGAGACAGAGAGACACAGAGAGACACAGAGACAGAGAGACAGAGACAGAGGAACAGAGGAACAGAGGAAGACAGCAGCGCUGUGAAACUGACAUGGGUGAUUUCAGCAGCGCAGUGUGAGCCGGCUGUAGCUGACACCAUGGCAGCGCUCAACCCCAGCGCUUCUCGUCCACGAGUUCCCCCGCAGGAGCCGCUCCCCGCCCGGACUCCCCGCGACGUUGACCCGGCGGCGGCGGCCAGAGGAGCAGCGGAUGAGAGAGGCACUGACCACGUUCUGGGCGGCCCUAGGCCAUGGCGACGGCGAGGACCGUAGAAUCAGUGGCGCCCCCACUCUCCCUGGAGUCGCUGGUGCAGCAGGCCAACCUGGUCCAGGGGCAGGUCAAGGACAGCAAGCUCGGCAUCGAGCCCGAGGAUGGGGGCUUCACCCAGCGUUUCGUCCUCACUGUGGAAAGCAAGUACAAGUGCGAACAUUGCCGUCUCCCGCUCUGCAACCCCAAGCAAACCGAGUGUGGCCACCGCUUCUGUGGCAGCUGCAUACUGAAAAUCCUCAGGGGUCCAAAACCAGUUUGCCCACUUGAUAAUGUGGCUUUAUAUGAGACUAUGGUUUUUAAGGACAUCUGCUGUAAAAAAGAGGUUUUGGCACUUCAGAUCUACUGUAGAAAUGAACUAAAUGGCUGCACCAAACAGCUACCUCUAGGGAAGCUUGAGGCUCACUUACUUGAAUGUCCUUAUCAGGAAGUUUGCUGCGCUCGCAGGGGGUGUACAGAACAAAUUCAGCGGAAAGAUUUAGCUGACCAUUUAAAUUCCAGCUGUACAUAUCGCGAGCAAGUCUGUAAAUAUUGCAAAAAAAACGUCACCAUUGCAGAAUUAAAGAUACAUGAAGACAUUGACUGUCCAGCAUUCCCUGUCCUUUGCCCAAACAAGUGCAAUAAGUUUAUCCUGAGAGGUGAAUUAUCUCGCCACCAGUUAGAGUGUCUCAACCAGGUCAUGUCCUGUCCAUUCUCUCAGUAUGGUUGUAGUUUCCAGGGGAACAAGCAGGAGCUUAAAGUGCACGAGGGGAACGCAAUGGCCCAACAUUUAAAUUGUGCGGUCAAGAAGAACGAACAUCUGGAAAAAAUGGUUUUCGAGCUGCAGAACAAGCUGCAAGAAAAGUGUAACACGGUGGAUUUGAUGGCUGCCCAGCUAAGCCAUCUGGAGAAGGAACAAAGUAAAUCUGCACAGCUUGCUAAUAAGAACGAAAGUCGCCUUGGCCACAUGCAGAAGAUGUUAGCGAGUCAGACGGAUAAGUUGAUGACCAUUGAUCAAACCUCGCAGCAGGCUUACCAGAGGCAGGAGGAGACGGCUCGGGAUGCCAAAACUCUGCGCGAGUCUGUAGACCACCUCCAGACGCGGGUUAGACAACUGGAAUUGCCCGGCAGAGCUGCUGGUUCGGGCUCCGGGGCCACCAGCUUGACGGAGUUAAGUAACCAGCUGAAGAGGUUUGACAGUUUGCUGAGCGUGCAUGAUGUAAGGUUGGCAGAUAUGGACCUGCGCUUCCAACUCUUGGAGACGGUCAGCUACAACGGCAAACUGAUUUGGAAGAUCCGUGACUACAAGCGGCGGAAACAGGAGGCGGUCAGUGGCAAGACCUUGUCCCUGUACAGCCAGCCCUUCUACACCGGCUAUUUUGGCUACAAGAUGUGUGCCCGCGUGUACCUGAAUGGCGACGGCAUGGGCAAAGGAACCCACUUGUCCCUGUUCUUUGUUGUCAUGCGAGGGGAAUACGAUGCACUCUUACCCUGGCCCUUCAAGCAGAAGGUGACCUUGAUGUUGCUGGACCAAGGCCAGGCCGGUCGGCACCUGGGUGAUGCCUUUAAGCCCGACCCCAACAGCAGCAGCUUCAAGCAGCCGGUGGGAGAGAUGAACAUCGCCUCGGGCUGCCCCCUCUUUGUUGCACAGACGGUCUUGGAAAGUGGGACGUACAUUAAGGAUGACACUAUCUUCAUUAAAGUCGUCGUCGAUACUUCGGACUUGCCUGACCCGUGACUGGAUACCGCAGCGACUGCAAGGGGAAGAACAAGUGCCGAGCAGGAUCGGCAGUGGAGUGCCGAGCGGGGGGGCUGUUGACCCCGACACCGAUGGCAGCCGAGGACUGGGCUGCUUCACCGGUUGGCCUGAAUGCAAAGGGCCUUGUGUGUCCCGAUGAAGGGGCGUGCACUGGGACUACACCGACCACCCUCCCAUCAUUGGGGCGACUGGUCAUACUGCGGGGAACUCCAAGAGUGUCGUCGAGUCUAUGAUUGUGCUGAAGUGUGUUGGCGGGCAGUGUAGACCACCCGAUCCACGUGGGGAAAGGCCGCUGGAAUACGCCAGCUUUUGUUUGUACUCACCACCUGUAUUUAUAUCAGCACCUUCCACGGAUUAGCACCAUGUCUCCCGGGAAUGUUUCUCAAGCAGCGUUUCACACUGAGCCACUCGUCAGGGGACACGACCAAAAACUGGGGCAAAAUCAUUGUUUGUUAGCAUUACAGUCUGGGCUGAUGAGUUCAUUAGUGAUAGGAGCAGAAGUAGGCCACUCGGCCCAUCAAGUCUACUCCACCAUUCAAUCAUGGCUGAUCUAUCUCUUCCUCUCAACCCCAUUCUCCUGACUUCUCCCCCAUAACCCCUGACAUCCGUACUAAUCAAGAAUCGAUCAAUAUCUGCCUUGAAAAUACCCAUUGACCUGGCCUCUGCAGCCUUCCACAGCUUCACCGCCAAGGCCAAAAUGGGCUCUGCAUUCUUGGUUCUUCCCUCGCGAGAGUUCACAUGAGUUGCACAAAAGGGAAUCUCCAAACUUGCCACACCAUGACCUCAGGUCAUUGUCAGUAAAAUCCCCGGCUUCGGAAGGUGGGGCAAUGAGGGUGGAAAGAUGCACAGUGUCACCGUCAAACAGGUUCCUCCUGUCUCCUCAACCCAAUCCCACAAGAUUUGUCUGUCGAGUGGAAAAUGCUCACCGCACCUUGGUACAUGUCAGAACAAUAAACCUAAAUUGAAAGUAUUUUGUUCCUAUUGCGAUAAAAUGGUUAUUUAGUGCAGUAAUUAAGGAUGGAAAAUAACCUGGAGGAUUACCUGCCCUAUUGACUGUGUUUAAUCUUGGCUUAAAGUUACUAGAAGUUCAGACAAGGAGAUAGAUCUGUACUUUUACAGCAAGGUUUCGCAAUCUAAAGAUUUUAGUGUUCGUUAGAGCACUUUUGACCUGCAGUCAAUGUUGCAAUGUAGGAAGUUCAACCACACACAACAGCUUGCAACGGCUGUAACCAUCGUGUGACAAUGAUCAGAUAACUCAUUUGUGUUCAGUGGUUGAUUGAGGGUGAAAGAAUGCUGUGCUCUCGUCUGAAAUAGAGUCAGGGAUUGUUAAUCCCUCAAUGGACACAAAACUCAGGUCGAGACCCUUAGCGUCACCCAUUCCUUCUCUCCAGAGAUGCUGCCUGUCCCGUUGAGUUACUCCAGCAUUUUGUGCCGAUCUUCUCCAUUUGCCAAUGCUAACUUACAACUGAUCUUUGAUGUUAUCUCUGGUUUCCAACUAAACAUUUGAUUACACACUGAUGCUCCAAUCCUGAUUAAAGGAAUGGAUUUGUAGAUUUUUUGUAGCUCUCUAAUAUAAUUUUAAUUUUGUUCAGUGGAAAGGUUGUUAUCACAAGUGUUACCGCUGAUGCCGGUUCACUUCAAUCUCCAGACGUUUAGUACUAUAGAUGGUCACAAAAAACUCAGCUAGUCAGGCAGCAUCUCUGGAGAAAAGAAAUAGGUGACGUUUCGGGUCGGGGCACUUCAACAGACUGCAGACUAAUUUUCCACAUUUUCCACCUAAAUGCUGCUUCCCUUAUCCCAGUGGCUACAUGUUAGACUCCUUUAAAUACUGAGACCAGGAAUCUGCUGCUAAAAGGAACAGUAAAGGCUGGAUUCAGCCGGGGGAGUAGAUUUGUUGAGUGUUGGAGAAACUCGGGAUGAAUGCUGGCGUGGAAUGUAAAGCCAGGUGAACCAGUGUAAUGGUGAGGUGGUGAAUAUGUGGCAAUGAAGCGGCUGUCAGAUGCACCAAUCUCCCAGAGGUUCACAUCAAACAUCCCCACAUGCCACAGUCGUCAUUUCAAGCCCACUCAUCCUCUUCGAUAGUUCAUUUAAAUUAUUAGAAAUUGUUAUUGCAAAUGUUUACCUUAUGACUAAUGUAACCUCAGUUUGUGUUUUUAAUUUUGUGAAAAUUAUAUUAUUUAAUUGCUGGCACGUGUGUUUGGUUGACUGUGCUCGAGUGCAUACGUGUGUGGAUGGCAUUGUGUUUGUGUGGAUUCUCUUUAAUUCUUCUCGCUGGAAAGACACCAGUGGAGUGACGUUCUUUUGUAAGAGCUUCUUUCAGUGUCUGUUUGUUGAAACUUUGUUUUGUCACCGGUUCAUCGAUGAAUUGAUGUGUUUGAGAAGCCACGAGAUUUCUGUUGCGUUCUGGACUAAUCCCAUUUCAAUAAAUACAGUCAUACCUCAGAAA
Molecule: messenger RNA, 4922 nt
Organism: Amblyraja radiata (thorny skate)
Lineage: Eukaryota; Metazoa; Chordata; Chondrichthyes; Rajiformes; Rajidae
Product: TNF receptor-associated factor 3
Exons: 11
Coding region: 722-2455 (577 amino acids)
Biological process (GO): regulation of apoptotic process; regulation of canonical NF-kappaB signal transduction; signal transduction
Cellular component (GO): cytoplasmic side of plasma membrane; plasma membrane signaling receptor complex
Molecular function (GO): tumor necrosis factor receptor binding; zinc ion binding
Source: RefSeq, a predicted model, not a curated record